AUGCCCAUUAUACCGCACGUCCAUUAUACCGCCGCUAAAAAUUUUUUUAUUAUUUUGGCGGGGAUAGUUGAUCGGUCAACGGAGGAAGUUGUCCCAUCAACGGGUCGAGCAAGUCAACCAUUUAUUCUUUCACCUGCUCUAUUUUCUCCAACAAUUCUUUCACCAAAUAUUUUUGGUGCUGGAAUUCUUUCUCCUAGGCUUUUUUCACCUACAAUUUUAGCACCUAAAGUCAUGUCACCUCUAAUCUUAAACCCUCUAAUGUUCUCACCAAUUAUACUUUCACCACUUGUAAUGGAACCAUUUAUUCUAUCUCCUGGAUUUUUUCAUUCCGUGGUAAUUUUUUGA
This is a messenger RNA of Meloidogyne enterolobii, 345 nucleotides long. The record is from the annotation of a GenBank genome assembly. Lineage: Eukaryota; Metazoa; Nematoda; Chromadorea; Rhabditida; Meloidogynidae.